CUCGGCGACGGCGACGGCGACGGGAAAAUUCUCUCUCUCUUUCUCUCUCUAAUGGACUCUCUGGUAGCGAGCUACGCUUCGUCGGACGAAGAAGAAGAAGAAGAACGUCAACCACGUAAAGAAUCAUCCUUCGAUCCUUCUUCUACUUCGUCGUCUUUGUUCUCGGCUAUUCCUCAACCUAAAUCAUUCAGAUCUUCCGAAGAUGGGGAUUUCGGUUCAUCUUCUUCCACUCAAGGAAGGUCUUCUCCUUUUCUCUCCUCUCUCCCUCCUCCAAAAUCCUCGAUUUCUCGGCAGAAAAACUCCGCUCCGUCGUCGAUUCCGGCGUUACCUAAACGUGUCGUUCAAAUCCGGCUUCCGGUAAACCCUAGACCGAGCAGUAUUGAUGAUGAAGAAGAUGAAGAAGAGGAGAAAGCGAGGAAGAAGCGUAAGCAGAUGGAAUCUGCUGCGGCGUCUCACGAUUCAUCAGUGAAAUCUUUCUUAUCCGCCAUGCCUGUGCCCAAGAGCUCGCAAACACUCGGCGCUCUUCCUUCAUUGGGAUCAGGAUCAGGUCGAAGAUCGAACCUCGAAACAGAAACUCCUGCAAUUACUCAAAUUGAAUCAGGUUCUGAUCAAAACCAGAGCUAUUAUGAAUCGGUUAAUCCUAGUAGCGAAGCGGAUCAAAUUGGUGGAGUAGAUAACUAUUAUGCUGGUUACGAGCAGAACCCUAGUGGUGGUAGUGGAGAUGCUUCUGGUUAUGUGGGAUACGAUGGUAGUAGCUAUGGAGCUAAUACUUGGAACGGUGGUGGCUUUGAGGCAACAACGGGAUUGCCUGAAGCGUUUGUAGCCAUGGAUAGUGGUGCAAGGAGAGGACGGAGAGGGAAGAACGAUUUUCCAACAGAGAUAGUUGAGGUUAAGCAAGAUGAGCUCAUGAAGAAUAGGCCAAGAGCUGAUCAGGUUAAAUCUACUGGAAUCGCCUUUGGACCUGCGUAUCAGCCUGCAUCAUCUUCAUCUAAGGGGAAAGUGUCAAAGCUUCACAAGAGGAAGCAUCAGAUCACUGCGUUAUUCAUGGACAUGAAGCACAAGGAGACGGAGUUAGCAGAGAGACGUUCAAGAGGAUUGCUCACAAAAGCCGAGACACAAGCAAAAUACGGAUGGUGAUUUGCUCUCUUGUUUCUCUCAAUUUGUGAAAUUGGCAACAGAUUUCCUGUAACUCUCUUUCUUUCUUUUUUUGUCCUUUUACUAUCUUCCAAGAUCCAAAGCUUUAAAUGUAAUACUCAUUUCUUAUAUGAAUGAAUCUACUCUCAGCAGAA
Molecule: messenger RNA, 1289 nt
Organism: Eutrema salsugineum
Lineage: Eukaryota; Viridiplantae; Streptophyta; Magnoliopsida; Brassicales; Brassicaceae
Product: flocculation protein FLO11
Exons: 2
Coding region: 52-1137 (361 amino acids)
Cellular component (GO): nucleus
Source: RefSeq, a predicted model, not a curated record